This is a messenger RNA of Ciona intestinalis (vase tunicate), 674 nucleotides long. Lineage: Eukaryota; Metazoa; Chordata; Ascidiacea; Phlebobranchia; Cionidae. The record is from RefSeq and is a predicted model, not a curated record.
UAUAGGUAAAAGCUAACAACGUGAAAUGAACUAUUUGUUUAAAUUCAAAGCAUGAAUGUUGGGUUAAAAGCUACAGCAAUAUGUUGAGAAAUUUCAUCGCAUGCUUUUGUAUGUUCAGUCUACCUGCGGUAUUUGCUGGGGGUUGCAUAAGGGGGGGCGUUGGGGUCGAGGGGUUGCGCCGAAAGCUAUUGGUCCAAGGGCGCCACCUGCGGAUAAUUCAACGAACUUCGACAUCGCAUGUCAGUUGCAGUUUCCAAAUCCCAUGGCCGCAGGAAAAUACAUUCGAUGACGUCAGCCAUAUUAAAGAAACUGCGUUACACCUCAGAAUUGGGAUCCUAUUAUUACGUAGUUACACGUCAUCAUGUGGGGGGUCCGAGCGGCUUCGUCAGUUUGUUGCUCACCUACAGGAAUAUUAUAUGCGGAUAAAUAUGAUGGUCGCAUGCCAGGGCUCGACGCAAAGCCAAACAAGUUUCAUCAAUUCGAGAACUUUCCCGUCAUCUUGUAUUGUGUUUGUUCAUGAUUAUAUUCUCGCAUUGUUACGUCACUAUUCCCCUCGACCCCGGGUCGCGCGUUCUUCGACAAGACGAAGACGUCAUAAAGGCUUGCUUCUUUAUAAGCGUCACAUUGGACGGUGUGACGUCACACCGUUAAGUGUGACGUCACAAACUAAGUAA